Messenger RNA from Pelodiscus sinensis (Chinese soft-shelled turtle), 829 nucleotides. The record is from RefSeq and is a predicted model, not a curated record. NCBI's taxonomy places the organism in Eukaryota, Metazoa, Chordata, Testudines, Trionychidae.
AUGACUUCUUCAAGCCUGUCUGGCCCUAGGGUCACCAAUGGCGGCAAGACCACGCUGGCCCACAAGCUCAGGCAGGCCCUGCCCAACUGCAGCGUGGUGCAUCAGGAUGACUUCUUCAAGCCCCAGGAUGACAUAGAAGUUGAAGAUGGAUUUAAGCAGUAUGAUGUUAUUAGUGCCUUGGAUAUGGAAGCUAUGAUGAGUACCAUCAGUUCUUGGAUGAAAAACCCAAUCAAGUUUGAACGCUCACAUGGCAUCAAUAACAACUUGGAUGCCAACAUAUUUCAGUUUUCAGAGGAGAGAGAGGAAACAAUCCAUUUUCUUAUUAUAGAAGGCUUCCUUCUAUACACUUACAGACCAUUGAUUGAGAUAUUCGACCAUCGAUACUUUCUUUCCAUUCCAUAUGAAGAAUGCAAGAAGAGGAGGAGUUCAAGGAAUUACACUGUACCAGAUCCUCCUGGAUUGUUUGAUGGCCAUGUCUGGCCCAUGUAUAUUAAACAUAAGAAAAUAAUGGAAGACCUCAAAGUUGAUGUGGUUCAGUUGGAUGGAACAAAAUCAAAGGAGGAACUCUUUAAUGAAGUUCAUGGACAGCUCCAGAACAAGAUUGAAGAACUGUUGAUUAUGCAGAGCUAGACAAGCAGCUGGUGGAUUCCUGUGAUCUAAAAAGAAGCCUGUUAACAUUAACUUAUUUUUAUGCAUACCAGACUUUGCUAGUUAGUCUUCAGCUUCUGUUAAGACUUUCUUUUCACUUUUUAAAAUUGAACUUGUUCAGCUUUCACUUGAAACUCAUGGAGUAAAACGUGACCUUUAAUAAAGCAUUUCCCAUCCAUGA